Molecule: messenger RNA, 855 nt
Organism: Sphenostylis stenocarpa
Lineage: Eukaryota; Viridiplantae; Streptophyta; Magnoliopsida; Fabales; Fabaceae
Source: the annotation of a GenBank genome assembly
AUGUACUUAGCAGGCACACGCCUUAACCACUCGGCCAAAGCGACAUCGGGAAAUGCGAUAGAGAAACGAACCAUUGAAGUCGGUGCGGGCCCUACUUUUUUUUUUCUCUCUCUAAAUUCCCCACCCAACUCACUCCUCACACUCUCAUUAUUUGUGCUUCUCUCCUCAUUUCCUCCGCCACCGCCACCACCACAACUUCCUCCGAUGGAGACGGCGGCGGAGCCAGAACCGAAGACCUACUGGUGCCAUGAAUGUGACAUGAGCGUGUCCCUCACGCUCCCUCCCUCCCCUCUCCUUUGCCCCCACUGCCACACCCACUUCCUCGAACUCAUGGACUCUCCCUUCUCACUAAACGACGCCGAAUCACCGCUACUUGAUGUCGUUUUCCAGGACGCGCUCUUACUUCUCUCCCCCAAGCCCCUCCCCUCCAAAUCCCGUCCUCUCCCCUCCGUCCACGUCACCGCCGCGCUCCUCUCCGCUCUCGACCCCAACGGCGUCGUUCUCUGCGCCGUGUGCAAAGACCAAAUUGCCCUCGAUGCUGAGGCCAAGCAGUUACCCUGCAAACACCUCUACCACGCCGAGUGCAUCACGCCGUGGCUUGAGCUCCACGCAUCGUGCCCGUUGUGCAGGCUCCGCCUGGAGGAAGAGGCGGAGGAGGAGGAAGAGGAAGGUGACGGUGUGGUGACGGAGAUCCGGAGGGAGCUGAUCGCCAGGCUGACGGAGUUGACGGAGGAGGAUUUCUACGGGCUGAGGACCACGCUCAGCCACAUUGCCUCGCGUCACGCGCUCAUCGAAGAGAACGAGAACCGCGCCCAAAUCGGGGAACCUCGAGGUGGCGAACCGCCUUUGCUAUAA